Messenger RNA from Camelina sativa (false flax), 1238 nucleotides. RefSeq names its product flavonol synthase/flavanone 3-hydroxylase. The record is from RefSeq and is a predicted model, not a curated record. NCBI's taxonomy places the organism in Eukaryota, Viridiplantae, Streptophyta, Magnoliopsida, Brassicales, Brassicaceae.
ACCAUGGAGUUCGAAAGAGUCCAAGACAUCUCAUCUUCUUCUUUACUAAACGAAGCAAUCCCCUUGGAAUUCAUCAGAUCCGAGAAAGAACAGCCGGCGAUCACAACGUUCCGAGGUCCAACGCCGGCGAUUCCCGUCGUCGAUCUCAGCGACUCCGACGAAGAGAGCGUGAGGCGUGCGGUGGUGAAAGCGAGUGAAGAAUGGGGGCUAUUUCAAGUGGUUAACCACGGGAUUCCGACGGAGCUGAUACGGCGGUUGCAAGACGUCGGGAGAAGAUUCUUCGAGCUUCCUUCGUCGGAGAAAGAGUCCGUCGCUAAACCGGAAGAUUCCAAAGACAUCGAAGGUUACGGAACAAAGCUUCAGAAAGAUCUAGAAGGUAAAAAAGCUUGGGUCGAUCAUCUCUUUCACCGAAUCUGGCCACCGUCGUGCGUUAACUACAGGUUCUGGCCUAAGAACCCACCUGAAUACAGGGAGGUGAAUGAAGAGUAUGCAGUGCAUGUGAAGAAGCUGUCGGAGACGUUACUAGGGAUUCUGUCGGAAGGAUUAGGGUUAAAGCGUGACACGUUGAAAGAAGGUCUCGGCGGAGACACGGCGGAGUAUAUGAUGAAGAUUAACUAUUAUCCGCCGUGUCCUCGGCCGGAUUUAGCAUUAGGUGUACCGGCGCAUACUGAUCUCAGUGGUAUCACUCUUCUUGUCCCUAACGAAGUUCCUGGCCUUCAAGUUUUCAAAGAUGAUCACUGGUUCGACGCAGAGUAUAUUCCCUCCGCCGUCAUUGUUCACAUUGGCGAUCAGAUUCUGAGGCUGAGUAAUGGGAAGUAUAAGAAUGUGUUGCAUAGGACGACGGUGGAUAAGGAGAAGACGAGGAUGUCGUGGCCGGUUUUCGUGGAGCCUCCCCGUGAAAUGAUCGUCGGACCUUUACCGGAGCUUAUCAGAGAUGAUAAUCCUCCAAAGUUUAAAUCUUUUGCUUUCAAGGACUACAGUUACCGCAAGCUCAACAAACUUCCUCUGGAUUGAGAAAAGAAAAUAUCAAAGAAAAAAACAAGAAGAGAAUAUUUUCCUUUUUUUUUUGUUAAACGUUAAAUUUGUGGUUAUGGAAUAGGAAGUGGUCGUUAUUGAGUUGUUGUGUUUCCCGCGAUAAGAAGAUGGUUGUGUCUCUCGUCUCUUGUUUCUGUUUUAUGAUUAAAUAAAGAUUAGUUAAAACAUCUAAUACUAGCUACUACAUUAUGGUUUGAUGUUGA